AUGCUUGGAGAAAGAGGUCCGCUUGAUUUGGGUAUUCCUGAUAAUUAUUCUGUAGCAGAGGCUAAGAGAAAUAGGAGAAGAAGGAACCAUAGAGUGGAUAUUCUGAAUCAGGUAGAAGAAGAAAUAAGUAAGCUUGGCAACCAUCAAGAUGAAGAUAUGGCUUUAUGGAAGCUUUCUGCAGGCAAUUACAGGGCGAAUUUCUCAACAAGUAAAACUUGGGAUCAGUUACGUGAGAAGAAGCCUACCUGUGAUUGGCAUAAGGGAGUCUGGUUUUCUCAAUCAACCCCUAAAUAUGCUUUUAUGAUGUGGAUCACCUUGAGAGGGAGAUUGCAAACAAUGGAUAAAAUGAGGCAGUGGAAUAAUUCUGUAAACCCAGUCUGUGUUCUUUGUGAUGAAGCUUCAGAAUCAUGCGCUCAUCUCUUCUUUGAAUGCAAAUAUUCAGAACGUGUUUGGAGAAACCUAGUUGAAGGACUCAUGCAAGGAGGAUAUACAGCAGUGUUAAGGGAGCUGGUAGAGAUAGUAUCAAAACCAUGGCUAACACCCAUCAAGACUUUUAUUCUCAGAUAUGCGUUGCAAGCUACAAUGCAUACUGUAUGGUGGGAAAGGAAUGCUCGCAAGCAUGGAGAGAGACCAAGAGAUUUGGAUAGCCUGACAAAGCUGGUGGAUAAAAACAUACGAUUGAAGCUUCUUGCAGUCAAAGGGAGAGGGAAUUUUUAUACAGAGGGUUUAAUAACUUGGUUUGGGACAAGAGCUUGA
This is a messenger RNA of Raphanus sativus (radish), 756 nucleotides long. RefSeq lists its product as uncharacterized. The transcript has a single exon. The coding region runs from base 1 to 756 and encodes 251 amino acids. NCBI's taxonomy places the organism in Eukaryota, Viridiplantae, Streptophyta, Magnoliopsida, Brassicales, Brassicaceae. The record is from RefSeq and is a predicted model, not a curated record.